AUAACCGAAAGGGAUUAUAGUAGUUUAUGGGACGUCAAAAAUUCCCUAGCUACAUAUAUGAAGAUAUUAUAACAGUGUUUGAAUGCAGUGUAGCCUACAUGUACGAGAACGAAGCACAAAUCAUACGUGUAUUAUAGAAACUUUGUGUGUACGUACUAUUAGGAGACUCUCUCAGAUUCUGACGCAAUUUGAAGAAAGGUGAGACUGCUUUGCGAUGAAAGUCUAGCCCUUAAAGGGGGAGUUGUCCACCAUGUCGUGGGUGGGCCUCGGUGCGGUACUCUUCCUGGCAACAUUUGGCCUAUUGUCUCCAUUCCUCUUGGUCUUUUACAUUCUGGCAUUCUUUGGAGGGGGGCUGAUCAUUCUGUACAGGAUUCACUCCAAGAAGGAAAGUGCUGCGUCUCUAGAUCGGAUAACGCCAAACUUAAAGCUUGAGGACGAGCUGAUAGGGCUUGGUGUGAUUGUUGACCGAUUAAAAGAAGGCCCUCAAUCCUUUAAGAGCGACAAGAGACUUACUGGAGCUAAACUUAUCGACGGCCAGCUACAAGAGGUGUUAUUACUUGCCUUUAGAGAUUACAUCCAUCCAUGGUAUCAUCAACUCAGCGAUCAGGAACAGUUCCUUUAUGAAAUCAGACAGACCAUGCAGAGUUGCAUCAUCAACUUUGCUACAAAAUCGAAAGAGGUAGAUUGGGUUCACUUUUUUACGAGAAAAAUGGUCGACGAUUUUGCUACACACGUUAGAAUGUUCCGCAAGGCGCAAGAUAAACUUAAAAAGAUGUCACUGCCUAAAGAUCCGACAGAAAUGCUACCUAGUUUAGAGGCGGUUUUCUUUGAUCUGGAAGUAGAAAUGGAGAAUGAUAUAUGCAGGGAACUAGUCAGCUUGGACGAAUCUAAAGAACAAGAAUACCUCCAAGGCAUCACGGAAAUUCUACUUUUUCUACUGAUCCCCGAUGCUGAUUUCAGCAGUAAGCCAUUCCGACUCCUAAUCCGAGAGAUAAUCGUCUGCAAUGCUUUACGUCCCCUCAUUGAGAUGAUCACUGAUCCGGAUUACAUCAACCAAACUAUCAUAUGGGCGUGUGGAGAUGUGCCAGUGACGACCGAAGCCCUCUUAACAAUCGUCAAAGUGUGUUCGACCAUCGAGGAACUGGACGCCGUGAUAGAAAUCCUCGACAAUGAAAUCUACAAGCAGAGGUCAAGGGAUGCCAACAAGCCUUACAAAGAUGAGACUGACUCCAAGCAGCAGUUGAACAGCUUGCAGUACUUGAAGCAGAUGUGCAAUGAUACCAUCAAUAGAAUCAUGACGGGAGAGGACAUCGAAUCGGCAGAAGAAGCUAAAGACUUUGAAAGUGAGGGUGCCCUCCCGAAGGAUGUUUGCUUCGAAACGAAACAGAAUAACGAUGAGGAGCUAGGUAAGAGCCUGUAUUCCUUGCCUCUCGAUAUCGUGCUCAUAAAUAGUAUAGCUGUGGCAUACUUCAUUGAUUUCAUGAGGAAUGCCGGAGCUCAAGCCUACGUCUUCUUCUGGCACACCGUGGAGGGUUUCAGAGUGAUGGCGGAGCAGCAACUAUCGGAGAUCCAACUACGCAAGAUUAAUAACCAGGCCAAGAGGUCGUUAGCGAGUGCAAUGAACUUAGAUAUGAUCCGGAAAGCGGCGCUCAAUAUAUUCCAGGAGUACUUAUCGGAGGAUGCAACAAACAGAGUGAAACUCGAGGGCAGUAUAGUGAAGAAGACCUACCAAAGAAUACGAUCAGACGGUCUGUCGGGUAGUGUGUUUGACGAAGCACAAAGAAGGGUUCACGAUAUUUUACAAGAGGAGCGAUUCUUCCCAGCCUUCAAGCAGAGCACCUACUACGUCAAAUGUCUGGAGGAGCUCGACCUACUGAAAGGGGAUGAGAACAGCGGCCGCCUUGGUGAUGAUGACAUGACUCAGGUGGACUCCUCCCCUGAAAAUAGCACCGCUGGGUCUUCCGAAGAUCUAUCUUCAAUUGGGAGCCAAGGUUCUCUUGAACACCUCAACAUUCAUACAAACAAUUCAUCACCAGACGGCUCUCCACAAAUCACUGCCUGUGUUACAAACUCAACUCUCGUGAAAGAGAAAGGAACAACGUACGCUGUCUAUGCGAUCCACGUCACGCGCACCGACCCGAAGGGUGUAACGGAAAUCUGGGACGUCUACCGGAGGUUUAGCGAUUUCCACGAUCUCCACAUGUGUCUGACGGAACGCUUCGAUACUCUGUCCUCCAUGGCGUUACCGAGUAAACGUCCAAUUAGAAACACAGCAAAGAGCUUCCUCGACAAGAGGGGUAAAGCACUGACGACGUAUUUACAGACUUUACUUAACAUCGAUGUGUUGAGUAAUAAUCCGGGGAUGCAAGGCAUCGUCUGUAACUUCUUAGAGCCGGGUGUUUACAACAGAGGCAAGGGUCAACUUGCUAGAAAGAUGGACCACAUUGUCAACCCGUUCAAAACAGGCGUUCGAAGUGUAGCUCACACAGUUCGCUCUGUACCCGGUAACCUGGUAGACGGGGUUAACAUGGUGUCCGACAAGAUGACAGAUAGUAUCAAUAAAGUAUUCACUAAUAAAUCCAAAGAUGAGGAGUCCGAAGAUAUGGGCAGAGUGUCGGAGCACAUACGAGCUGAUGAUGAUGAUAACAUUCCACUAAGGAUCAUGCUGUUACUGAUGGAUGAAGUAUUCGACUUGAAGAGUAAGGAUCAAUGGCUGAGACGUCAGGUUGCUACCCUUCUAAGACAAAUCAUCAAAGCGGCAUUUGGCAGUAAAAUAAACAGUAAAAUUGUGGAAAGCGUCGAAGGAUUAACAUCUCCCGAACAAAUCGCAGAAUAUGUCAAGCAGUUCAGGGAAUCGUUUUGGCCCGGUGGGAUCCUGGCUGAGGUGGCUCCAGAGAGAAGUGAGAAUGUCAAGUUAAGAACGCUUGUCGCUGCUAAGGUUAAAUUGUUCAGCAGUAUACCAGAUGAACUCAAGAAUUUUAUCGGAACGGAGACGAGUCGUCGGGGGAUGAUGCGUCUUAUGCAGAUGCUCCAGAACCGCGCCCUAAACAAACGUCUUCUCUACGUCAUCUUUGAGGGCCUUCUAACCAUCAUCUUCCGCGCCAAUAAGUUCAAGGAAGUCUUCCGGAAGUUGCACGGGCAGUCCCCGCGGCUACAACAGCGGCGGGAGAAUGGCACGAUGCAGCAGCAACAGCAGCAGCAACAGCAGCAGCAGCAGAAACCAAUGAAUUGGCAGCACGUUAACAAGGUGCGGAAUCGGGAACAGUUGCAACGGCGGGACACAAGGUGACCCAGGUGGAGGGAGAGCUAAUAAUGGAACAGCCACCCUUUUAUGUUUGUUUUGGGGAAUCCGCAUGGGAGGGAGUUUGUUGGUUGGAAUCUCCGGACUGCUUUUCGCCAAAUAUUAUUUCAAGAGUGUAUUCUUUUCUGAGACCACAGAGAGAAAUUUGUGAGAGUAGACAAAACACCAAAACUAUGCGCUGUUUUCCUUUUUGGUGAAAGCGACGAAACUUGUGACGACACAAGUAAAUAGUGUUCCUCAAUUUGUUUCAGAAAUAUCAAACCCUAACACUAAUUGGGAUUUAAAACUUAAAAUCUAUUUGCGGAUAUAGAAUUGAAAUAGUAGAAGAGGCCAUAUUGGAAACACCUUCAACUUUCUAUUUAAAAAAAUAAAGUAACAACUUUUUCCGGAUAUGGAAUUGAAAUAGUAGAAAAUCCCAUAUAUAUCGGAAAAUCCUUUAACUUUCAUAAACAUAACCAAGUAUAUUAGUUUAAGAAAUUUGUUUAGAAAAGCUUAAAACAAGUUUUCAUGUAUCCUCACUAAAAUUCCAAAAUCAAUUUUAGACAAGACAAAUGUCUCUGCCAUGUUUGAAAAAUCAGAUUCUGUUUUUCCUUCUGUUUCUUAACUUUUAUUCAUAGUUAACCCAGGUAUAUAUUUUGUACUCGUGUAAAAUAACCCCAAACUAUUUUUCAAAUCUUACGAUGGUGUUGAACCUAUCCAGAAACAUUCUUGCCCUGUUGUUUCGCUUGUUGUUGUUAUUGUUGUUGUUUGUUUGUUUGUUUGUUUUGAUUAUGAAAGAAUGUUUGUCGGCAAUACUGUAAAUAGAAAGUGCUAUAAAAAGUGGAUUAUCUCCAGAACUAUUUUUGAAAAAUUGGAGAAUGAAAUCUCAAAUCCUCAGUGCUUGUUUACAAAAUGUGUUUCAGAAGUUGAAAGAGAGUGCAGUAAAUUUGAUUUUGUUUCAACCCAAAAUAGUCUGUUUAGUGGACUUCAGCUCAGAACAUGGGCGUACGGAUGACUCGUGUGUUUUCGUUGAUUUGCCUGAAAUUUUGCACAGAUAAUAACACACUAUCAUUUUGUAAUGUUGGGUAAAAAGUCCUUUAGGUUUUCUUCUGUCUGUGCCUGAAUUUAGCGCAAGAGUUUUACCCAAUUUGGAGGGCAGUUACCCCCCUUGGCUGCCCUUUGUCAUACGCCUAUGGUUAAGGAAAGUUCUCUUUCAGAUUAACUUAGACAUAGACUCAUGCUCUGUUGAAUCCGCAUAUAAAAUCUGCGCAGACAGUCACCGUUGCCACCUUACAGCGCAAGCGAGAAAUUUCUGCAUAAAGCUGAAGUGCGCACAAUUUACCAGAAGAUGUUCUUACCUGUGAAAUAUGCUUACUUUAAAUGUAUUUUUUCGCUUACGGUAACUUCAAGUGUGGUUUUUUUUAAACGUGAAGCUUUGACUGCAAGGACCUGAGUGUCUCUACAAAAAAAAACAGUGACGAUUUAUGACCAAACUAUUAACUUGAAGAAGAAAAACAACUUUAAAAAAUAAAACCUGCAGGAAGAAAGGUUUCACCUAAUAAAAUCAGCUGCACUGCCACCUGUUGAGGAUGGGUUGAAUGAUCGUGUACAAAUUUUACUCUAAAGAAAAUGCUUUUAUUUAUAAGUAAACAAACAAUAAGCAGUAUUUUUAAAAUUGAAAAUGAUUGUUGUGUGUGAGAAUUUAUUGAUUUUAAAGGAAAUGUUUGUGAAAUUGCAACUGAUACUUCAUGUCUUUAGGAAGUAACCUCUAGUUAGAGACACUGGACACUAUUGGUAUUGGUUAAAGACCAGUCUUCUCACUUGGUGUAUCUCAACAUAUGCAUAAAA
Molecule: messenger RNA, 5128 nt
Organism: Asterias rubens (European starfish)
Lineage: Eukaryota; Metazoa; Echinodermata; Asteroidea; Forcipulatida; Asteriidae
Product: sorting nexin-13-like
Exons: 24
Coding region: 251-3289 (1012 amino acids)
Cellular component (GO): early endosome
Molecular function (GO): phosphatidylinositol binding
Source: RefSeq, a predicted model, not a curated record